This is a messenger RNA of Rhincodon typus (whale shark), 2281 nucleotides long. Its product is annotated as mitochondrial nicotinamide adenine dinucleotide transporter SLC25A51. Lineage: Eukaryota; Metazoa; Chordata; Chondrichthyes; Orectolobiformes; Rhincodontidae. The transcript has 4 exons. The record is from RefSeq and is a predicted model, not a curated record. The coding region runs from base 388 to 1263 and encodes 291 amino acids.
UGCCGGCGGCGCACACGUCGUGCGUAGCGGUGACGUCACGGCGCGGCGGACACGCGCGCGCACGCGGUGCCGCGGCGUACUGACGUCAGCGGUCCCGCGAGGGCGGUGCGAGGCAAAAAUCACACCUCAGCGACCUGUUGUGAGGCAACCCAAGCGGUGAGCAGUGGACAGCCAUACCGUCUUGGAGAAGAUGCACCGAUGCAAAGAUAAAUCAUGAGGACAUCAUUGAACCAUUGUCCAUCCCCAGUUGUGCUGAAUCUGCUGAUUCACUUUCUGUAACUGAGUCCGCCAUGUUGGUAUGGAACUGGAUACACAUAGGACAGACUAGGACCAUGUGGAUAAUUGAGAACAGUUUGAUUGAUCCUGAAGGAUAAGCUCUUGAGACAAAUGGAUACUGAAGCACAAAAUAGACCAAAGGACCUUGUCUUACCCAGUUCGACACAAGAAUUGACGGGACCUGCGAAAUAUUAUCUCUGUGGCUUCUUUGCAGCUUUCAAUAACAUUGCUAUCACCUUCCCCAUUCAGAAAGUACUGUUUCGACAACAGCUGUAUGGACUAACGACAGUGAAUGCUAUCCGGCAGCUAAAGCAGGAUGGCUUUCGCAAUCUUUAUCGAGGAAUUCUGCCACCACUCCUGCAAAAGACUACAACUGUGGCAUUGAUGUUUGGCUUGUAUGAAGACUUCUCCUGUCUCUUGAAGAGAACAACUAAUGCUCCAGAACUGUUCAAUCAGAGUGUGUCUGCAGUAUUGGCAGGGACUGCAGAAGCAGUUCUGACACCAUUUGAGAGAGUACAGGCUUUGCUGCAGGAUCGCAGACAUCAUAACCGAUUCAAAAAUACCUUCCAUGCCUUCAAGGUUUUGAGAGCCUAUGGUAUUAAAGAAUAUUACAGAGGCCUUGUACCAAUACUUCUCCGUAAUGGACCCAGUAAUGCAUUGUUCUUUGCUUUGCGAGGGCCUAUCAAGCAGUCCCUGCCAGAAGCCACUACGUACAGUAUGAAUGUUCUCAAUGACUUCAUCUGUGGGGGAUUUCUGGGGUCACUGCUCGGCAUAAUAUUUUAUCCAAUCAAUGUGGUGAAAGCACGUAUGCAGUCACAGGUUGGAGGGGAAUUUCAGACUUUUGCAAAAGUCUUCAUGAAAAUCUGGACUGAAAGGGAUGGCAAAGUGUCCCACCUAAUGAGAGGUGUAUACCUCAAUUAUCACCGGUCAAUUUUAUCAUGGGGCAUAAUAAAUGCAACCUAUGAGAUUUUGCUUAAGGUUCUCUGAGAGAACUUUUCAGUAUCCAUUGCUUAACCUGAGUAACAUUUUCAGCUCUGUACUUUAGUGUUUAACAUUUUCUCUCAAACCAACUGUUGUGUAGAAUUUCUUUUCAAUUCCAUCAUUGAAUGUACUUUGAAGCAACUUAUUCCUAUGGGUGCGGAGGCAUACAGAGUCCAACUUCAAGUAAAUGAGGCCAGAUGCCUGUUUGCAAAAUACUUUGAAUAAUUCUUGAAGAUAUUGGGCUUUUGUUUCAUAUUGGCAGAAGAGUAAGGAUCACAAGCCAAGUUGAGUGACAAUGGCAAAUGUUUCAAAGUAACAAUUCCACCCACCUACCUCAAAGAGGUUGUAUCAUAGCCCUUCUGAUUUUUUUUCCUCCUAUGCUUUGUUGUUCUCUCUCUUUUUCAGAACGUUUAACCCUCUAUUAUGACUGAAAACUUUUAUGUAGUCCUAAAAGAGCCUGGGUCAUUUUUAAUUGAAAUUGUUUUCAUUAUUUCAGGAAUGGUAUGAUGUCUACCUGUUCUUUCUUCACUGUUAAGUUGUCUUAACUUUAACUUGCCUUUAAGGUGGUUUAUAUACAGUGCAUUACUGAAUAUUUGGCUAACAUUGCAUACACCAUACACCAUACACCAUGUUUUGGUCACCACCUGGUAAUUUGGAUCACAUCUGUAAUUGUUUGCCCAAUUUUUCGAGCAGGUAGCUCAGUGCUGUGUUAUCUGCCCUUGUUUAUCACUCACUGAAAUGCACAGUCCAGUAUUCUGAUCAAAUUUGUUUUCAAGUGACCUUUAAUUUUUAAUUACUUUGUUACAUUGGUUGAAGAUGUUGCAAAAGAUGUCAAAAAUACGAAUUCUAGUGCAAGGUUUAGUGAGCUCUUAAUUUUUCGAAGCAGUCUAGCAUAAUGUAAAUGUGCUUCAGAAUUGAGUCCACGCGCUGAACUUCUUGUCUGUGUAUAUAUAUUACAUUUUUAUCUUGAAUCAACUUUUGCAUCUUUGCUGAAAAUUAUAUUAAAAUGAAUAUGUGUACUGGA